Molecule: messenger RNA, 993 nt
Organism: Nicotiana attenuata
Lineage: Eukaryota; Viridiplantae; Streptophyta; Magnoliopsida; Solanales; Solanaceae
Exons: 1
Coding region: 1-993 (330 amino acids)
Molecular function (GO): nucleic acid binding; RNA-DNA hybrid ribonuclease activity
Source: RefSeq, a predicted model, not a curated record
AUGCUCAGCUCUAUGGGAAUCAAUUGUCCAACUCUAUGCCAGUGCUGUAAUGCUGGGCAAGAGGAUAUUGAUCACAUCUUCUUCAUCUGCCCAAAUGCUGCCCAAUUUUGGAAUGCCAUCAGGUCCAAAUCUACAUCCCCUCCUCCUACAAACCCACUAAACAGCACCCACCUCUGGCAGACAGUAUGCCCAGCCACCAAAGGAGGAAAUUUUAAUGAACACCUGCACUGGGCAGUUCUCAUUCCCUUCUGCCUCUGGCACAUUUGGCUAACAAGGAACAACAAUGUGUUCAACAAUAAAAGAGAGCUUAUCAAUGCUAAGAACACUAUUGCCAAAGCCACUGAAUUCCAACUGCUCAAAGGGAGCAGUAACAAUACAUGUACACACCAAAUGAUGCUCAAAUGGGAACCCCCACCCAGGGGUUGCUUCAAACUAAAUACAGAUGGGGCAGUCAAAGGCAAAGUUGGAAUAGGUGGAAUAGGGGAGAUCUUCAGAAACCACAAUGGUGACUGGAUACUGGGUUACAUGGAAAACAUCCCUCAUACAUCCAUUCUAGAAGCUGAAUUUCGAGCACUCAUAAAAGGACUCCAGCUCGCAGAGCAAAACAACCUUCUACCACUACACAUAGACACAGAUUCUGCAGAAAUAAUUGGCAUGUUAACAGAAGGUAAUUUGAUAUUUGACCCUCUAAUUUAUGAAUGCAGGUUGUUGAUUCAAAGGAUGGACAGGGUGGUGGUAAGGCACGCGUUCAGGGAGCAAAAUAGAGUUGCUGAUGCACUGGCAAAGGAAGUAGUAAAAAAAACAUUUUGGAACAGAUCUGUAGUUUUGGCAGUUCCUCCGGUGUUUGUCAAUGAUAUAGUGUGGGCAGACACCCUAGGAACUGAAUUGCCUAGAUUAUUUUUGGGUUAUAAUAUUGAUACUAUACUGCACAAUAUUGCCGAACUAGGUACCCAACGGUACCCAAGUAGCUCUAGUGUAACAGCAAUAUCUUAG